GCAUGCGUCAGGUACCUAACAACCGUAGCGUCCAUUGUUUCAGUGUUGUCCAACGGGGUCCAACUAGUCAAGUGCUGAAAGGCGAAGAAGAAGUCAACAAUUCCAGCUUUACUGAGAAGAGUCUUCUUUUGCUUCAGCUUUAAAGAUGGCGAUGAAUAUUCACCAAGAAGCGAGGCGCAAACAGGUGUUUAUGGAUAGAGUUUGCGAGGCGAGACGGCGCAUGGCUUUCUCUCAAGACGAUGCUCCACAAGCUUCAGGAUCAUGUGGCGGACAAAGAGACAGUGAGAAAGUCAUGUGCACAGACCAAGGGCAGUUUUAUCAAACCAGAGUGACUCUGAGGCCGUUCCGAGUCAACCGGGACGGGCACAAUAAUCGCUACCGCAAUCGCCAGCACCUGAGCCCGCAUUGCGACAGAGCCUACACCCUCAUAUAUCCCAAGAAAGAAAAUCCCGAGUACACGGAAGUGGACGCGCGGAAAAAUCGCAGGGAGAACAGUUUUGUGGAUUUGUACGAAGUGCGCAAGAAAGUCAACGGGGAAUUUCACAUGCAGGUCGCCGCUGCGUCUUCCAGUGAUGAUUGAUGGAGAGAAGGCAGAGGCGGAGACAUCAACAGCUCGACUCGAGUGGUGAACGAAUACACGGUCUGAGUGAACAUGAGACUUACGAUCGUGUAUCAGUAUUUUAAAAACAAACCUACCAUUGGUCUGAAAGUCAUUUAUAAUGGCUUCCCACGAAAGAUUGUCCUUACAACACGUUGGCGGUUCUUGCUUACCACAUAAAGUUUUCACUCCCAUUCUGCUCCAAUGACCAACAUAAUUUGUGCAUUAAUUUUCAAUUAAUCGUGCGACAAUUGUACAUAUGAGCAAUGAUGAACUGUUUUUUUUCCCAACUACAAUUUAAAUCGUAAUGUAGAUGAGCUGGAAGACCCAUGUACUGAGCUGAAUUUUGUACAUGAGAAUGUCUAUUUGAAAAUUACCAACUGAAAAAACAAAAAGAUCUUGAAUGAAUGGAGUUUUUACACACAGAUCUUUACUAAACAACUCAAAAAAAUGUUUAUAUUUAUCACAUUUUUUACAAAUUUUUGUGCAACAUGUUUGUCUCUUGACAAUGUACAGAAAAUUUGCCACAUCAGAGUGAUUUUUUAUUUUUCAAUUGCCUUGAUCAGACUUGCAAUUUCUGAUUGCUUGAUAUAUCAGCUGAAAAUUUGUUGUAUCUCACCACGGCCAGCCCUUCCCCUGAACACGGGAUUGUGAGCUGCCUUUGCAUUUAUCAUGUGAUCUUGUCAGACUGGUUGUUCAUCCCCAGUGCAAUUUGUUUGUGAAAUCUCACCCUCGUUUAUGAUAUUCCACUUUCUUGUCAUUUUAAACGCUAAUAUUUUUUUACACGAAUUCGAUAUUUUUUGUUCUGGACUUUUUGAAAUUGUACAUAAAAAUGAUGUAAUGUUUUAUUCUAUCCGCAGUAAUGUAUUUCGUACUAAUCAUUACUGUUACUACUUACAAGUCCCACCUGAAUUCAGUCACAUGUACUACGGUAUCAGAUUAGGCGCACGCGAACAUUUUAUGCAAAUGCAUCUUUUAAAUUGAGAGGAAAUCCCGUUUCAAAUAUAAAAGUAGCCUACUAUUUAAUAGUUGCCAAAUGGUUUAGUAUUGUGCAGCUCAACGGUUGGGGGAAGUGACAUCAUCAAAACUUGUGGUUUCAUUCUUGU
This is a messenger RNA of Aplysia californica (California sea hare), 1704 nucleotides long. RefSeq lists its product as uncharacterized. The record is from RefSeq and is a predicted model, not a curated record. The transcript has 3 exons. Lineage: Eukaryota; Metazoa; Mollusca; Gastropoda; Aplysiida; Aplysiidae. Bases 146 to 580 code for a protein of 144 amino acids.